AAGCCGGGUUUGGAGAGCCCGCUGUGGUGGCGGCAACAUGGCGGACGUGCUAAGCGUCGGAGUGAAUCUGGAGGCCUUUGCUCAGGCCAUUAGUGCCAUCCAGGCGCUGCGCUCCAGCGUGAGCAGGGUGUUCGACUGCCUGAAGGAUGGCAUGCGGAACAAGGAGACGCUGGAGGGCCGGGAGAAGGCCUUCAUUGCACACUUCCAGGACAACUUGCAUUCGGUCAACCGGGACCUCAAUGAGCUGGAACGUCUGAGCAAUUUGGUAGGCAAGCCAUCUGAGAACCAUCCUCUCCAUAACAGUGGGCUGUUAAGCCUGGAUCCUGUGCAGGACAAAACUCCUCUCUAUAGUCAACUCCUUCAAGCAUAUAAAUGGUCAAACAAGUUGCAGUACCAUGCAGGUCUGGCGUCUGGCCUUUUGAAUCAACAGUCCUUGAAACGCUCUGCUAACCAGAUGGGAGUAUCUGCUAAACGGAGACCGAAGGCUCAGCCCACGACUCUUGUCUUACCACCUCAAUAUGUUGAUGAUGUGAUCAGCCGCAUUGACAGGAUGUUUCCUGAAAUGUCCAUCCACUUAUCCAGGCCCAAUGGCACAUCAGCAAUGCUUCUGGUGACCUUGGGAAAGGUGUUGAAGGUGAUUGUCGUCAUGCGGAGCCUGUUCAUUGAUCGGACAAUAGUGAGGGGAUAUAGUGAGAAUGUCUACACAGAAGAUGGCAAGCUUGAUAUAUGGUCCAAAUCCAACUAUCAAGUAUUCCAGAAGGUGACAGACCACGCCACCACUGCCCUGCUCCACUAUCAGCUGCCCCAGAUGCCCGACGUCGUGGUCAGGUCCUUCAUGACCUGGUUAAGAAGUUACAUAAAGCUGUUCCAGGCCCCGUGCCAGCGCUGCGGGAAGUUUCUACAAGAUGGCCUUCCGCCGACGUGGAGGGAUUUCCGAACGCUCGAAGCCUUCCACGACACCUGCCGGCAGUGACCCACCCCAGGCCCGGCCCAGCCUGCGGGCCCCGCCCAGCACCUUCCCAGACAAGCCCUCAGUCGGGUGGAUAGCUCAGACCUGUCCUUAGCACCCAGACACGAUACCGCCACCCGUUCAUAAAGCACGUGUUGUCCCUAACUGCAGAGCAGACUCCAUCUCGUGGUGAUGGCACCAACUAUACACUGUAACUGGUUUAUGGAAGGCAGAGAAGACCUUUUUAGAACUCAGAAUAAGAAAGUUAUGCAGCAUGCAUGCUCUUCCUUGUAUGUUAGCAACGCUGGCGAAGUCAUCCUCCUGGGUCUGCGUUCUAAGUCAUUUUCACAAGCCGUUAUCAUUUGAAUGAGCCCAUGUUCAUACAUAUUGUCAUGCUGGGUGUUUUGUUUUGUUUUGUAACUUAUUUUUUUUCUUUUAGAAGCAGUAAAGCUUUUGUACCCCGGGCACGGCUUUGUCUCCUGUUUCUUGAAGCACCUUCUGCACUCAGUUGAGUGAACAUGUGAGCGGAUCUGGGCCUUUUGAAGAGAAAUACACUUAGUAAUGUCUGUGUUUAAAAAUUGUUCUUUCUGAGGACACAUUUCCUUGCUUCUUGCUUUUAGGAGAGAGGACAUUGUCGGCAAAUACUCCAUUUCAAAGACGUCUUUGCAGUUUGAAAAGUGGAUUGUUCUUUUUGAGGAAAAAAGCACACAGAUGUUUCUUUCUGCCAAAGCAGUAACACGCAUACGUACCGAAGGGAAAGGAAUCUGCCCGUGUUUCCAGCUGGAACACAUGUAAGCAGGCGUGAGAGGGACGCCUGGCUUGUUUGCCCCAUGUUUUGUCCUAAGUAUUACUGUGGACAGAUGCCAGCCCAGUCUGCUGAGUUCACGCAGAGCCUUGACCCCAACACUGAAAGCCGUAACCUGUUUAUAUGAAGAAGCGUUGACCUGGUGAAGGUCUUGAAGGAAGGGAGAGUUCCCUAGAGCUUUCCUGGCCCAGCCGAUGCUUCAGAUGUUCUCUUUGCAGGGAAUAUGCCAGAGAGGCACUGCCUUCUUGAGAUGUCCAAAAGAAUGGGUGGUUCCUACCUGGGUUCUGGCACCACUCGGACCCUCCCCACCUACCCCCACCAGGCUUAAAGGAACUGAGGACAAAGAGGAUUUAGUGAGGGGGAAAGGAUAGGACCGUUAUGCUCAAGGUGUGGUCCAGGGGCGCCUGGGUGGCACAGCGGUUAAGCGUCUGCCUUUGGCUCAGGGCAUGAUCCCGGCGUUAUGGGAUCGAGCCCCACAUCGGGCUCCUCUGCUAUGAGCCUGCUUCUUCCUCUCCCAC
Molecule: messenger RNA, 2272 nt
Organism: Ailuropoda melanoleuca (giant panda)
Lineage: Eukaryota; Metazoa; Chordata; Mammalia; Carnivora; Ursidae
Gene: MED27
Product: mediator complex subunit 27
Exons: 8
Coding region: 38-973 (311 amino acids)
Biological process (GO): regulation of transcription by RNA polymerase II
Cellular component (GO): mediator complex
Molecular function (GO): transcription coactivator activity
Source: RefSeq, a predicted model, not a curated record